AUGUGCGCCGACUUGAACCAAAAGUGCCAGGAGGAGGAGUUUCCUUUCUUUCCAAACAUCUUCACAGAGUCAUGGGUCCUGCUUGUUUCUGACGAGCUCGGCGAAUUUGGUGCCUUCUGCGCUGGACCGCAGCCAGAGGGCGACUUCGGACAUCGCUGGAUGAAUCUCCUCACAAGAAACGGACAUUUCAAAGGCAACUUGCUUGGCGACCUUCAGGAGCUUGGCAUCAGCCUACUGGAUGUCAUUGCGGCCAAGAAGUUCCUCAAUUCUGUUCAUAUACAACAGGCACUGCACUUUGGUUAUGACAGGCUGCAGUCAUGGCGUCGUUUCCUUGCCCAGGCUUGCAUGCAGCGAGUUGCAAGCACGAGCUCGACAUCCGAUUUCGAUGUGAUUAUAAGAGGAGAUUAUGUGGUAGCUCGUCAAGCUGUCCUUGCUCAGCUGGCAGCAUGCGGCGGCUUUGAUGCUUCGAUCGUUGCCUCCCCUUGGACUGCUUGGAAAAAGGCGUUGUCU
Symbiodinium necroappetens is the source of this 510-nucleotide messenger RNA. The record is from the annotation of a GenBank genome assembly. NCBI's taxonomy places the organism in Eukaryota, Dinophyceae, Suessiales, Symbiodiniaceae.